UUUGUCUGUAAGUGAGUGAGUGUGUGUGUAAUUGUCUGUCUGAGAGUCUCUGUGUGUAUAUAAGAGUCUGUGUGAGUGAGAGUGAGUGUGUGAGCGGGGUCCCGACCCCCUGUGCCCAGCCAUGGCCCCGGGCUCAGUGAGCGCCGCGGUGGGCCGGCUGCUGAUGUCCGCACUGUUGCUCUGUGUCGCGGUGUCCGCCAGGAGCUGCAGCCCCGGGCCCGCCUGCCCACGCCGGCACAUCGGGGAUGGCCCGACCCGCGGCCCCCGCACCGGCUCACUCCUCACUCCAGGCUGGCAGCCAGGGCAUCGGCGCCGGUCACCUCAACCCGACAGCGGGACUGGAACUCGAAGACCACCAAACAGUAGCAUCACAUCUGAAAGUUGGGAACCUGAUUCUCGGAGCCACAGUGCACAGAUUUCCAGAGAACCGGAACUGCAGACGUCCAAUGAAAGCACAUUUUUGGAAAAAACGGAACUGUCCACCUCCUCUGACCCCGUGACACAGAAUUCACGAAGCUUCCCACCGACAUUGACUUUAAGUUCAGAAUCAAUGGAAAGCGCAGCACAUGGCUCAUCGAACGUUUUGGUUUCUGCAAGUGAUUACAUAUCUGAAGAUUGGGUGGACUCUCAACAUUUUGCACCAUCUGUUGGAGAUGAGAGCGCAAGUGAAGAAGGAAGACUUAGAAGGUUGUUUCAAGGAACAUCCUCAGCGGGGGAAGGAGAUCUUCAAAGGUCUUUGAAUACUUCACCUGGACGUUCCGAGUUGCCUUCGUCUACAGAGUCGACUGAUGUUACUGUGCCUCUAGUUACUGUGUCAAGUGGAACGAGUGCAUCUGUAAGCAAUGAACACAGCUAUUCAGAAAAGCCUUCCAGCAUGUUAUCAACUGAUUCGAAAAUGCUCAGUACUUCACCACAUGUUUCUGACAGAUCAUUAAGUAUUGGUACAAGAUCUUUAAGUUCUUCACUGAAUGAAUUGUUAAACUAUUUGACCAAUGAUUUUGAAGAAAGUACUUCAACUAAUGUAAGGCUGUCAUCAAAUACUAUACCAACUGACUCUGAAAAACUAAACAGUUCAACUGAGUUUAAAACAUCUCUAAGUACUUCACCGAACAAUGUUGAGAGAUUAAGUGCUUCAGCGGGUGAUUUUAAACAAUCUUUAAGUACUCCUCUGACUGAUCCUGAAAGAUUAAACACUUCACUGUUUGAUUUCGGACAAUUUUUAAUUAGUUCACGAACUGAACCUGAAAGAAUAGAUCGUUCACCAGAUGGGUUUAAGCAGUCGUUGAGCACUUCACCAAAUGAUGCUGGAAGAUUAAAUACGUCACUGAACCAUUUGAAGCAAUCUUUAAGCAUCUCGCCAACUGGUCAUGAGACACACAGUACUUCAGAGAACGAUUUUGAUAGACCAAGUACAUCACUGAAUGAAUUGAAACAAAUUUUAACCAGUUCACUUGCCGAUCCUGAUAGACUAACUUCUUUGCAGAAUAAUUUUGAAAGGUUAAGUACAUCACUGAAUGGUUUUCAUAGAUCUUUAACUAGCUCAUCGAUUGACCCUGAUGGACCAAGUACACCACUGAAUGGUUAUAAGCGGCUGUUAAGCACUUCACCAAAUUAUUUUGAAAGAUUGGGCACAUCAUUGAAUGAUUUGGAGAGAAUAAAUACAUCGCAAAAUUAUUUUAAGCGAUCUUUAAGUAGUUCACCGAUGGAUGCUGAAAACUUAAGCACUUCACUGGACGGUAUUAAGCGAACUUUAAUGCAUACACCAACUGAUGGUGUGAGAUUAAGCACAUUGCAGAAUGAUUUUAAGCGAUCUUUAAGUUUCUCAUCAUUAGGGGCUGACCGAUUAAGUGUCACGUUAACUGAUCUAAAGGGAUCCGAGAGGUCCUCAAGUGAAUCAACAAACGUUUUUGAAAACUCUUCAGGCUUUUCGCCAAAUACUUUGUUGAAUAUUUCUGAAAGUGCCUUUACACAUGCUCAAGAUAAUUCUCAAAGGUCUCUUGAAACUUCAAUAAAUGGUUUUGAAAGUUCCUUUAGCUCUUCCCCAAAUGAUUCUGAAAUAUUCACCACUGUACAAAAUAUUUCUGAAGUGACCUCAAGUGAAUCACGGACUUUAAACAUUUCAUCAACUGAUUCUAAAAGGUCCAUCAGUUCUUCACCAGAUUAUGUUGCGAGAUCUUUCAAUACAUCGCCACAUCAUCUUGAGUGGUCCUUAAACAGUUCAGUGUAUGAUUCUGCAAUGUUUUUUAAUACUUCAUCAAAUGCGACUGAAAGAUUAAGUGCUUUGCCAACUGUUUCUGAAGAGUUUACAAUUCAUGCACAGCACGACUCUGAAAGGCUUCCAAAUAUGUCCAACGAUUCUUUGAACGACACACAGAUUGAUUCUGAAAGGUUUUCAGGAACUUUCGAAAAUGCUUCCAACAUCUUGCCAAAUCAUUCUGAGAGUGCAGUAAGUAUUUCAUCAAGUGUUUUUGAAAAGUCCAUCCCAGAUACCUCUGAAGGUUCUCCCAGUACUUUCCUGAACUUUUAUAACAUUUCUGUGAAUUAUUCACUGAAUAGUUCUGGACAUCCUGCAAACUCAUCAACGAACAAUCCAACAAGUUCCGUAAGUACGACAACAAAUAGUACUGAUGGGGCAGCUCCACUUUCAACAUCUAUACCUAUGGACCUAAAUGAUGUUAUCAGCAGUUCAGGUGAAGAAGAAUCCUUUGUUGAAUCUUCCUUACGGCCAACUGACACUUACACAAAUAGUUCAAAUUUGGCAAUUUUUACUUCAGGUGCUGAAACGAUAACGCCAAUCAAUGCAACAAGUCGCUUACUUCCCAGAGUCACAGAUAAUUUCUUAAAUACCACACUUGUUUCGACAAUGGACAAUGUUACUAACUUAAUUGCAACAACGUUGUCUUCAAUACAGUCGGAUUCUCAAGGUGCAGUGAAUAAUUCCCGAGCAGUGAAUUACAACUUUACAACAGCUGAACCAGAUCCAGUUGAAUCGGGAAGUAGUGGUGUUGGAAGCACUCUGGUGCCUAGGAUAACGGCAGGCUUUACUGUCCAGAGCGAGCCUCCAGAAAGAGGAGCAGACUCUUCCACCAUUACAAUGCCCAGGACAACACAUGUACAUUUGUCGCCUUCAACCACGGAUUCACCCAGAGAAGCUGGAAGUACAUUGUCAACAUCGGUUGUGGUAACAUCCGGGACUUCUACUGGAAGUAACACUGUCGUUCCACGUGCUUCCACAGACAUACCGACGCCGACACUAGGUGUUGUGACGGAGAGUGAGUUUACCACCGUACGGACUAGUCCAGCUCUUCUUACCAGUGCUUUAGCCAGAGACAAGACCACAGUUAGCCUGCCCACAACUAGUGUUAUGGAAACAACUCCACCAGGCAGGACAAGAACUUCAACUCACAUCAACCCUUUGACCAGCACAAAGACUUCAGUUACCACCGUGACCUCGAGCACCUUGGCUACUCCAACCAGUACGUUGGUCCCGACUAGUACCAGAGUCUCAGACACCAGCACGCAGAUUGCAACCACUGCUGUAGUGACCAGACCAGUUACACUGCCUCCUACCACCGCAGGGAGAGUCAUACUCCAGGCCUCCACCAUGACUGAGGUCACCACAAGAAGCACAUCUCAAGCCUCCAAGGGGAACGCCUGCCUCUCAAACCCAUGCCUCAAUGGAGGUACCUGUAUCAGUUUCCGUAAUAACAGGAAAAGAUGUCGUUGCCCUUCCAGCUGGCAAGGAGUGGACUGCAGCAAAGAUGUGGAUGAAUGCCUUUCAAAUCCAUGUCCAUCUCGCUCAAAAUGUGUUAAUAACUUGGGCUCUUUCUCCUGCAAGUGUUACCCAGGGUAUUACUUCGAGAAGGGAACAAGAUGCACUCUAGCAAGGACAUUUGCUGGUGUUUUUCAAACAGACAACACAUCCCGGAUUUCAGAACAUACAAAGCUGGAAGGAGAUAUUUUAAAAAUACUUAAUGCAUCUCUGUUUUCUCUGAAUGGUUAUCACACAUCUGUUGUAACAGAUUUAAGCGAGUCUGCUGCCACUGUGUCUGUCCUGAACAUGUUUGUACUCUCAUCGAAUGUGACUGCCCAUGAGGUGUGGAGCAGUGUGCAGAACUACAUGUGGACUUGUGGCCGAUACAACGCCGCCAGCUGCCAGUUUCUGCCAAGCCCAAGACUAUCGUACAAAGCCGCCAAGUUGUGCAGCUUUAAAAUUCCUGAAUGUGACAACAUCACAGCAGAGUGCAACGACUUCAAUGGAGUUGCGGCCUGUCGCUGUAAGGACGGCUACUUCAAAUACAGUGCCGUGGAUCGUUCAUGUAGAGCUUGUGAUGAUGGGUACAAGUUACAGAAUGGAACCUGUGCACCUUGUCUGUUCGGCUUUGGUGGAUUCAACUGCAGAAAUCCCUACAAGCUGCUGACGGUGGUGAUUGCCGCGGCUGGAGGAGGGGUACUGCUGGUUCUGGGCCUGGCGCUCACCAUCACGUGCUACAGGAAAGAGAAAAAUGAUAUCAGCAAACUGAUCUUCAAAGGUGGUGAUUUCCAGCGGCCCCCCUAUACUGAGGUUCCCAAAAACCCCCGGAUCUCGGUGGAAUGGGGCAGAGAGACGAUAGAGAUGCAGGAGAAUGGCAGCACCAAAAACCUGCUGCAGAUGACGGACGUAUACUACUCGCCUGGCCUGAGGUGUUCAGAUGUGGACAGGAACGGUCUGCAUCCUUACAGCGGUGUCCCGGGAUCGCGGUACUCUUGCAUCUACACCGGACAGUACAACCCGUCCUUCAGUAGCGACGAGUCACGGAGACGGGACUACUUCUAGCCAAGUUCAGGCACACUUUUACGUUUGUUUGUCGAAACAAAUAUGGGACCUCCGAGUCAGACUGAGCGGAAUCUCUGGAAUUAAAAGCUUGAUUCUGAACGUUGAUGGCCAAUGACCAGUAGAAUGUGAAUGAGCAUGUUUGUAGCAUGUCCCACCACAAGGACAUGGUCUACCCUGAGAUGGACCAGUGAUGGGAUUGAGAUCACCAGCUGCAUGGAACGAGUUUAUGCACUGCACGGAACAGCUUGCUGACAGAGAUGCUGCCUGUCCCGCUGAGUUACUCCAGCAAUUUGUGUCUAUAUCUUCUGUGCAGACCAGCAUCUGCUGUCCCAUCCUACACAACUUGCUCACCGAUGGGCUAUGGACAAUGUGCCUUUUGAAACUGAUGUUUCUUGUUUUUUAAUAACAUGAACAGUUAGAGUAUUUUCACACUGAUCAAAUGGUAAUGUUGCACAGCUCUGAGAGACACGAAGUGAUGAACUUGUGCCACCUCUAGCCUGUUACGGAAACAUUGUGUGGAUGUACCGUGUGGAGAAUUGUACCCUGUCACGAUGCGAGUUCAGUACCAGAUAUCUCAGCAUUCUCGGCCAAUUCUGUACCCCUUCCUACUCUUCUGGGAGACCUAUUAUUUUGUCAUUCCUUCUUCAGCCACACAAUGCAUCUUCCAGCAGCUCAAGAUGAGUGAAAGUGGGAAUUUAUGUUAUGUUAUUGUGGGAGCUGUGAAGAGAGAGGUUUAGUUUAUUUUCUGUUUAGCUCAGAGAUACAGUGGGGAAACAGGCCCUUCGGCCCACCGAGUCCACGCCGACCAUUGAUCACCCAUACACUCUUUCCAUGUUAUUCCCAGUUUCACAUCCUAGGGGCAAUUUACAGAAGCCAAUUAACCUACAAACCUGCAAUCUUUGUGAUGUGGGAGGAAACUGGAGCAGCUGGAUGAAUGUGCAAACUCCGUACAGGCUGAUUAGAUGGCAUUAUUUUCAGAGCUUCCAGUAUCAUCUCUUUAUCCCUCUCAAUACAAACUAUGAAAUUGGUGAACUUCUUCUGAGAGACCCAAGAGAUCUCUCUCUCUCUCUCUCUCUCUCUAUGUGCAACUUAAGACUGCUGCAAUUUGUUCUCAUGGUUUCCUAUUUAUACAAUGAUGUUGUGCGGCCUGCUGCGUUUUCCUACCCGCGGGAUGUUUAAUGAAUCUUUCAACUCAGGGGCAGCUUCAUUCCCAAGAUUUUGAAGAACAAGAAAUAUUUUCGGAAGAGGAAAUGGUCAUUAAGCCAAAUAUGGGAUGUCUAUUUUAAUAAUUAAUCUAAAUAUAAGUUAUGAGGCUCAAGUAGUCAUCAAGUUACUCUAUUUCUGCUUCAGAAAGUAUUUAUAUUAUUUUAAACUUAAAUCUAUGCCAGCGAAUCUUCCGUACAAUGCAACCUCCACACAGCACAGAUAACUUUAGUGAUCACCGCAUCAUCAACAACACUCAUCAUGUGGGACUGACAUUUACCUAACUUCCAUCUGAAGGGAAUGUUGGAAAACUCAUGUUGUAUUGAAUACUGCAAUAUAACAAUGCAUGUUAUGUUGAGGCCGCAUUGUAUUCAAGAAAAAAGCUCAGUAGGCAAUUUCUGAUUAAAUUUGUGUUUUUUAAAGUUUGUUCCUCUGUUUAUAGUGUUUUGAGAACCAACAGGUGCGAAGUGAAAUAGUCAGCUGCAACUUAAGGUUAAAAUCUACCAACAUAAUUUAAAAAAUGACUUUUCUCACUGGAGAUAAGUAUUAGAAUCAUAGAAUUGUAUAGCAUGGUAACAGGCUCUUCGGCCCAACACAUCCAUGCCGACAAGGAUGGCCCUGUCCAUUUGCCUGCAAUUGACCCAUAUCCCUCUAAACCUUUCCCAGCAUGUAACUGUCCAAGUGUCUUUUAAAUGUUGUUGUUGGUGUACUGGCCUGAACUACUUCCUCUAACAGCUCAUUUCAUUAACCCACCACCUUCUGAUUUUGGUCUGAAUUGUGUAAUGGCCUUGGUAACUUAAACACUUUAAACCCUUUCAACAUAGAA
Molecule: messenger RNA, 6845 nt
Organism: Amblyraja radiata (thorny skate)
Lineage: Eukaryota; Metazoa; Chordata; Chondrichthyes; Rajiformes; Rajidae
Gene: heg1
Product: heart development protein with EGF-like domains 1
Exons: 13
Coding region: 122-4816 (1564 amino acids)
Molecular function (GO): calcium ion binding
Source: RefSeq, a predicted model, not a curated record